Debaryomyces hansenii CBS767 is the source of this 1701-nucleotide messenger RNA. RefSeq lists its product as uncharacterized. The coding region runs from base 1 to 1701 and encodes 566 amino acids. Gene Ontology annotation, cellular component: plasma membrane; fungal-type vacuole. The transcript has a single exon. Lineage: Eukaryota; Fungi; Ascomycota; Pichiomycetes; Serinales; Debaryomycetaceae. Gene Ontology annotation, molecular function: borate efflux transmembrane transporter activity; solute:inorganic anion antiporter activity. Gene Ontology annotation, biological process: borate transport; monoatomic ion homeostasis; transmembrane transport. The record is from RefSeq and is a predicted model, not a curated record.
AUGAAGCUUGGUUUUAGAUGGUUCAGAUAUAUAGGGUAUGGUGUAUAUAAUGACUUGCGAAGCAGGUUGCCAUACUACAAAUCUGACUUUACAGAUGCAUGGAACUACAGAGUGAUACCAUCCACCACAUUCAUAUUUUUCACUAAUUUGUUGCCGGCUAUAGCAUUUGCCCAAGAUAUGUUUGAUAAGACAGACAAUAAAUAUGGAUUGAACGAGGUUUUGAUGAGUUCGGCCAUGGCAGGAGUUGCAUUUGGGUUGUUUUCGGGCCAGCCUUUAUGUAUGGUAGGAGUUACGGGACCAAUUUCGAUUUUCAGUUAUACGGUUUAUGAAUUAAUGGAGCCACGAGGAACACCUUAUUUUCCGUUCAUGUGCUGGAUAUACCUUUGGUCUAUGGUUAUGCAUUUCAUCAUCUCUUUUGGGAAUUUAAUUUCCUACUUGAAGAUUAUUAGUCUGUUUUCGUGUGAUGUAUUUGGGUUUUUCAUCAAUGUUGUUUAUCUUCAAAAGGGAGUGCAGAUUUUGAAUAACCAAUUCAGAAACGUAAGCACUGAGAGUGGAUAUUGUUCUGUAAUGAUCAGCUUAUUGAUGGUUAUAUUUGGAGUCGGAAGCUUUAUUUUCGGCAGUUCAUUGCAUUAUUUCAAAGGUUGGAUUAGAAAAAUAUUUACCGAUUAUGGUGUUCCCGCGAGUAUUAUAUUUUUUACUGGCUUUAUUCAUUUUGGAGGGAGUUUACAAGACACUGAAUUGGACAGAUUGCCUAUUACGCAAUCAUACCAACCUACAUAUCAUGGAGAAGGAAGAACCCAUGGCUGGUUCAUUCACUUCUGGCCGCCUCAUAUAGCUGUCGCCGAUGUAUUUUUGGCGAUUCCUUUUGCUAUAUUGUUAACCUUUUUGUUUUACUUUGACCAUAACGUCUCGUCACUUAUGUGUCAGCUGAAGGAAUUUCCGUUGGAAAAACCUUCUUCAUUCCAUUGGGAUUUUACAUUACUCGGUAUAACUACAGGCAUAGCGGGAAUAAUGGGACUUCCAGCACCUAAUGGUCUUAUACCACAAGCACCGCUUCAUACACAAUCGUUAGUUAUUCAUAAUCUCCAAACAGGAGAAGUAUUAUCUGUUGUUGAACAGAGAGUAACAAAUACAAUCCAAGGCAUUCUAACGUUUGUGAUGAUGAGUCGACCAUUUUUAGUUGUCUUGGGAUUGAUUCCUCAAGCACUACUUGCUGGUUUGUUUUUUGUUAUGGGUAUCACAGGUUUACAUGGGAACAUCAUCACAAACAGAAUUAGAUAUAUCUUUAUGGACUCUGAGUAUAUUCAAAAUGAUUCAACUUGCCCUCAAGUGUUCAGAGAUAUUGAUAGGAUACCGAACAAAAAAUGGUUCUACGUUUACUUGGUGCUUCAGUUAAUUGCAUUUGGCUUUGAAUUCGGUAUAACUUUGACCAAAGGAGCCAUAGGAUUUCCGGGAGUGCUUAUGUUCUUUGCCAUAUGUGCUGAAUGGGUCUGGCCUUUGAUUAUUCCACGGGAAGAUUUAGACAAUUUGGAUUCUGAAGUGGCAGACGAGUUCAUUAUUAGAAAUUUGCAAAUUGUUGACGAAUUAAAGCUGAGCAGUAAGUCUUCGAAGAGUUUUGAUCGCUCUGAUUAUGAUACGUAUGGUGGUGGAAUGCAUGAGUAUGAAUUGAGCGAUCGUGGCGGUAAUAGUGAAAACAAAUAA